Messenger RNA from Pyrenophora tritici-repentis Pt-1C-BFP, 1714 nucleotides. Its product is annotated as NtpB, Archaeal-vacuolar-type H+-ATPase subunit B. The record is from RefSeq and is a predicted model, not a curated record. Gene Ontology annotation, molecular function: proton-transporting ATPase activity, rotational mechanism; ATP binding. Lineage: Eukaryota; Fungi; Ascomycota; Dothideomycetes; Pleosporales; Pleosporaceae. Gene Ontology annotation, cellular component: proton-transporting V-type ATPase, V1 domain. Gene Ontology annotation, biological process: ATP metabolic process; vacuolar acidification; proton transmembrane transport.
AUCUUCGAGGUUACAUAACGACCGCGGCUCUCGAAAUAUCACUGAGCGAUACUGCGCCUCUAACCCGCUCACAACCGCCACCAUGCCUGAAGUCGUGGACCCCCGCAUGAUCUCGGUAACGCCUCGCAUACGGUACAACACUAUCGGCGGCGUGAACGGCCCACUCGUUAUCCUCGACAAUGUCAAAUUCCCGCGAUACAACGAAAUUGUGUCCUUGACUCUGCCUGAUGGCACCGAGAGAUCGGGUCAAGUUCUUGAAGCUCGAGGCAACCGAGCCGUCGUCCAGGUCUUCGAAGGCACUUCCGGUAUCGAUGUCAAGAAGACAAAAGUAGAGUUCACCGGCCACAGCCUGAAGCUUGGUGUGUCUGAGGACAUGUUGGGUCGUAUCUUUGAUGGUUCAGGAAAGCCCAUCGACAAGGGCCCCAAGGUGCUCGCUGAGGACUACCUUGACAUCAACGGAAGCCCUAUCAACCCGUACUCUCGCGUGUACCCUGAAGAAAUGAUCUCGACCGGUAUUUCCGCCAUUGACACUAUGAACUCGAUCGCCCGUGGUCAAAAGAUUCCCAUCUUCUCAUCGUCCGGUCUUCCCCACAACGAAAUCGCCGCGCAGAUUUGCAGACAGGCUGGUCUGGUCGGCAAGCCCACCAAGGGUGUACACGAUGACCACGAUGACAACUUCUCCAUUGUCUUCGGUGCCAUGGGUGUCAACCUGGAGACGAGUCGCUUCUUCACACGCGACUUCGAGGAGAAUGGCAGCAUGGAGCGUGUCACACUGUUCCUGAACUUGGCAAACGAUCCCACUAUCGAACGUAUCAUCACUCCUCGUCUCGCCCUUACCACUGCCGAAUACUAUGCCUACCAGCUCGAGAAGCACGUCUUGGUCAUCCUUACCGAUUUGUCUUCCUACUGCGAUGCGCUUCGUGAGGUUUCUGCUGCCCGAGAGGAAGUUCCCGGUCGACGUGGUUACCCCGGUUACAUGUACACGGAUUUGUCAACCAUCUACGAGCGCGCUGGACGUGUAGAGGGUCGUAACGGAUCCAUUACCCAGAUUCCCAUCUUGACUAUGCCUAACGACGAUAUCACACAUCCCAUUCCCGAUCUGACAGGUUAUAUUACCGAAGGCCAGAUCUUUGUUGAUCGACAACUGGACAACAAGGGUAUCUACCCUCCAAUCAACGUCUUGCCAUCUCUUUCGCGUCUCAUGAAGUCUGCCAUUGGUGAGGGUCGCACACGAAAGGACCACGGCGAUGUCUCCAACCAGCUAUAUGCCAAGUAUGCUAUCGGUCGUGAUGCUGCAGCCAUGAAGGCAGUUGUCGGAGAAGAGGCUCUUUCUUCGGAAGACAAGCUAUCUCUGGAGUUCCUUGAGAAGUUUGAACGCUCCUUCAUCGCGCAGGGAGCGUAUGAGUCCCGCUCUAUUCACGAGUCCCUUGACCUAGCAUGGUCGUUGCUUCGUAUCUACCCCAAGGAACUCCUCAACCGUAUCCCAGCCAAGGUGCUUGAUCAGUACUACCAGAGGAGUCGGGGUACUGACAAUGGUGAGGCGAAGAAGGGCAGCAAGGAUACCAAGGAUAACUCGGGUGAGGAGCAACAGGGCGAGAACCUGAUUGAUGUAUAGACGAAGAUGUAGCAUGUGUGGCAGGGCGUGUGAUAGCUGCUGCUACCGGUACCCGAGCCCCUUGAGUAGUUGAGAAAUACAGUAUUGAGUGUAUAUGAA